GUGGCACGCUUUCGGUUCCGCGUCUGAAGCGACAGCCACAACUGUGAACUUCUGCAGCACAGCCUGCAGCACUCCUCCUCGGCCGACCAGGAAGUCUAAAAAAAGAGCUGUGCUGUCUCACCAUGUUAUCUUUGCAGGCUGCACAAAAUCGCACAAUGUGACAAGUUUCAAAAUGAGUAAGAGAAAAGGCAAAGUGAUCAGUGAUGCGACAGCUGUCAAGAGCCGCAAACUGACAGCUGUGAGUAUCGAAGGUGCACCAGAUGAAACAAACCACCAGAGACCCUCCUCCAGCAGCUUCACACCCUCCACCACAGGAGAUAUCGGCCUCAUUGAGUGCAUCACACUGAAGAAUUUCAUGUGUCACCAUUUGCUCGGUCCGUUCCAGUUUGGGCCCAACGUGAAUUUCAUUGUUGGCAACAAUGGAAGUGGAAAAAGUGCAAUCCUGACUGCUUUGAUGGUCGGCCUCGGUGGAAAAGCCACUGUCACAAACAGAGGAGCGUCUCUGAAGGAUUUUGUGAAGACCAGUGAAAGUUCUGCAGCUAUAACAAUAAGGUUAAAAAACAGAGGACCAGAUGCUUAUAAAAGAGACGCCUACGGUGACUCCAUCUUUAUCGAGCAUCGGAUCUUCACUGAUGGGAGUCGAACCUGCAAACUGAAGAGCAAAUCAGGACAACUUAUCUCAAACAAGAAGGAGGAGCUGGCCACCAUUUUGGACCACUUUAACAUCCAGCUGGAUAACCCGGUGUCCAUUCUCAGCCAAGAGAUGAGUAAACAGUUCCUGCAUUCUAAAAGUGAAUCGGACAAGUAUAAGUUCUUCAUGAAAGCAACUCUGCUGGAACAGAUGAAGAGAGAUUACAUCCACAUCAAACACACUAAAACAGUCACACGACAGCAGGUUGAGAGACAAGAGGAGUGUCUCAAGGACCUGAAGCAAAGAUUUAUGCAGAAGAAAGAGCGGUAUGAAAAGUUGGCGUCCUUCAGUGAGAUGAAGGAGGUUUUGGAGAAUCUGAAGAAAACAAUGGCCUGGUGUUUGGUCAGAGACAUGGAGCAGUCUGUACAGCAGUUGAAGGAAGACAUUGAACAAGAAAAGAAUAAUUUCAAACAUCUGGAAAACUUUCAGCUUGUUCAGACGAAGGUCACACAAGUAGAAAAGAAGUUUCAGUGCGUUAAAAGCAGAGUUGACGGUCUGAGGAAGGAACAAGAGUCUCUAUCAGAGGACAGUCUGAAGUUGAAGGAGCAAAUGAAGGUCAUCAGCAAAGCUCACAAGGAACAGGAGCUGGUUUAUUUCCGGGCUCUGAACAAACUCAAACAGUCAGAGCGGGAGCAAAACCUUCUUCAGGAGAAAAUUAACAAGGCAAAAAUAAGCGUUACCCUGAGCAAUGAGGAAGAGACAGAAUUUACAAAAAAUCAGGAGAAAAUAUCAAGUCUUAAAGAGCAGCUUGCAGAGCUCGAGAAUAACUGCUCGCAGCUGAACGAAGAGAUCAAAAACAAACAUCAAGCACUUUUCAAAGGAAAGGAAGAACGGGACAAGCUGAGAUUGGAGGAAAAAAACAUCCACUCUUUGUACCAGUCCAAACUGAGGAGGAAGAAUCAGGUCCUCGCCAGUCGAUCCAACAAACUGAAGCGGUUUGGAGAUCACGUGCCCGACCUGCUGGGAGCUAUUGCUGAGGCGCACACCACAGGACGCUUUCUCAAGAGACCUGUUGGUCCAAUAGGGGCGUGCAUCAGUUUGAAGGAUCCCAUGUUGGCGGUGGCCGUGGAGUGCUGCCUGCGGAGCUUCGUGAAGGCUUUCUGUUGUGACAACUACAAGGAUGAGGCGGUCCUCCAGGAGCUGAUGUGUCGAUAUUACCCAAAGGGCAACAGGCCGCAGAUCAUCGUCAGCCCGUUCUCUGAGAAACUUUACAACAUUCAUGGACGGAAAGCACACCAUCCAGAAUACCCGUCUGUGCUGGACAUAAUCUCAGCAAAAAGCCCGGUCAUCAUUAACUCCCUGAUUGACAUGAGGGGAAUAGAAUCAAUUCUCAUAAUCAAAGAAAAAGAUAAAGCGAGGAGGGUCAUGCAGCAAGGCCGGCCUCCUAAAAACUGCCGUGAAGCGUUCACUGCUGAGGGAGACCAGGUGUAUCCAAACCGGUAUUACACCUCCGACUUCAGCAUGGCCAAAUAUCUGGGCGCGGACCUCGAGACUGAAAUAAGUAUGCUGGAGUCAGACCUGGAGAAUCUCCAGGCUCAGCUGUCCAGAUUUCAGCUCCACGUGACCUCUGUGAACGAGGACAUUGAGAGAAUGGAGAGCCAGCUGAACAACACCAUCGCGACCCUGAAGAAGACUCAGGCUUCUGUGAAUCAAGUCAAAGCAACAAUAAGUGAGCUGGAGACGGCUGGCGAGGAGCAGAUCCAUGACAUCAGCUCCUUGGAAGAAGUUGCCGAAGAGAACCGACAGAAGAUUGAGGCAGAAAAGCAGACUGUUCACGAGGCAAAGGCGGAGCUCGACAAGCAUCAGAAAACAGUAGAUGACAUAGAGGCCAAGUACUCUUCUGUUAGGGAACAGAUUGAUCAGCUUUCUGAAGACACGGAGCCGUUAAAGGACGAGCAGCUGAAGCUGGAGACUGAGGGCGCCAAACAUGAACGUAACCUUAAGAUGUUAGAAAACAAACUGAAGGCUCAUGCUGAAAACAUCCAAACUAUGAGGAGUGGCCUCGUCCAAAGAGAAGAAGAGUUACAGGAAUAUGUGGCCAAAGCCACGGAGAUCAGUCCCGAUCGGCAGCAGGUGACCGGCACCACCAAGAGCAUCGACACAGAAAUCACUCGGCUGAAGAAGAAAAUCAAGGUGUUGGAGAGCACCAAUGGCGAUCAUGACAAGGUGGUCAGGGAGUACGCUGAGGCCCUCGCUCUCUACAGAGAGAAAACCAACCAAGUGAGAGAUCUGCGGAGGUUCACUGAUCGACUCGAUCACAUCAUGUCUGACAGGCAGAACAGAUACAAAAUAUUGCGUAGGUCCCUCUCUGUCAGGUGCAAGUUGUACUUCAAUAACUUUCUGAUAAAGUUGAACUGCUGUGGCUCCAUGAUUUUUGAUCACAACAAUGAGACGCUCUCAAUCUCAGUGAAGCCUCCGGGCAGAGAGGACGAUGGCAUGAGUGACAUGAGGUCACUGUCUGGCGGCGAACGCUCUUUCUCCACCGUCUGCUUCAUGCUCUCCCUGUGGGAGAUCACAGAGUCACCCUUCAGAUGCCUCGAUGAGUUUGACGUCUACAUGGAUAUGCACAAUCGCAGGAUCUCUCUGGAUCUCCUCCUGGAGCUGUCAGAGCGGCAGCACCUUCGACAGUUUAUCUUCGUUACUCCCCUGGCAACCAGCAAUCUGCCCAAAUCCAAACUCAUCAAAAUCCACCAGCUUCAGGAUCCAGAAAGAGUUCGUAGAGAAACAGUGGAUGAUGAAGAAACAAAGCCUAAAGAGUCUUAAAGAUGUUGAUUGUCAGAUGAAGCUGUUUUUGGUACGAUCCGUGCUGCCUCUAGGGGGCGAUAGCUUGACUCUUGAUAUUAUGCAUCGUUUCCACUGCAUGUUACGACUCGGCUCGCUUAGAUACUUUUCUCGAUUUGGUUUUCAACUACAAAUAGUUCCCUCUCAACAAAAGUGUAAUUCUUAGCUGUUCGUCAAAGAAUUGCUAAGUAAUUUUUAAGUUUUUUCUUAUAUUGAACUCCUCCCUCCUGUUGGUAUGUCCUUCGGUAACUGUGUGCACUUGACGGCACUGUGGUUUUGAAUGCUGCUAUUUUUGAUAAUAUGCAAAAAUUGCAUCAGCUGUUGAUGCUAGUUAUGCAAAAUUGAUGAGUUUGUGUAGAAGGUACAAAACCAUAAGAGGUGUUGGAAGGAAAAAUGUAAAAGACGGAGGAAAAAAAGCCCACAAUCUAGAUAAUGUCCCAAAAAUGCCACCUUAGUGCUAAAAAAAUAAUACAAUCCAGAUUCCAAAAAAGUAUCAACACUGAGGGACCAGUCAGUGGUCUGCAGUGUCUAGACUCCUCCUCCUUGUAACCUCAACCGAGGAGGAACCAAAAACAAAUGGACUAGUACCAGGUUCUAUCCACUUUUUCUAAAGAAAACUAAAAGAGAGCCGUUCUUGCUGAAUCGAGCUGUGCCAGGCAGUGAACUAGAGGCAUUAGUGUUCAGUAUUUUGAACGCAUUUUGGCAAUCUCAAUAGCUGAUAUUCUAUCCACAUUGUAUUGUAUUAGCCUGCAGCUCGGGCUGCACAAUUAAACAAAAUUGUAUUAAAAUCCCAAUAUUGACUAGUGCAAUAUUCAAAAUUGCAGGAAGGCCAUUUUCUAAAAGUAAAAUAUGUAUUAAAAUAUGAAGAAUUUAGUAUUAUGACACUGUCUAGCCUAUAAAUUGUUUUCUAAAGAAAAAUCUUUGUUACAGAUCCAAACAAUCGCACCAUGAUCAUUCUAAUGCAUUAUUACAUGAAAAUAAUAAUGAAAAUGUAAUCUUUCCCUCCAUUGUCGUGAAUCAUAUCGCACACAUCACGACAUCAGUCAGAAAAAUUGCAAAUAGAUAUUUUUUCCAAACCGUGCAGCUCUACCUGCAACUCUGGGUUUAACAUGGUGUUACUGUUACUGGGAAGUUAGUGGCCUGAUUCCUGCAGGAAAGCUUUUCUGUGUGGAGUUCGCAUGUUCUCCCAGUGUCAGCGAAGGUUCUCACUGGGUCCAAAAACAUGUUUAAUUGGUGACUCUAAAUUGCCCGUAGGUGUGAAUGAGAGCGUGAUUGUCUGUCUCUAUGUGUCUGUGAUAGUCUGGCAAACCUUUUCAGGCUGAUGAGCGGUUAACUUUUAUAUGUUCUUAAAAAAUAUUGUCGCCAAUAUUUGGAGUAUAUGAUGAUGUGUUUAAAUCACUAAGGUUAUUUUCUGUUUUGUUCAUUUCUGUUCAUUUUACGGUUAUAGUAAUAUAGCAAAUAGUGAACAUGAUUAUAAGGUAAUUUGUACAUGUAAAUGAUUAUUAUAUUAUUUUUUGACGGUUGUAGUUUACCUGGAAGUUAUUGAACAUUUCCUUUUAAAGAUGUUACACUGAAAAUGUUUGUAUACAUGUUGUUUCUGUAUAGUUUUACCUCAGGAGUCUGGACACUUACUGUUUGAAUGCAGCACUCCUCUCAGCCUGUCAGUGUUAAUAUUUUUAAAAACAGUUUGUUAAGUAAGCUUCAAAGCCCCUCCCCCUCUGGUGUCUCACAUGGGAACUCAUUCGGAAAGAAUACGUAAAGUAAUUAAUGUUGAGAGAUGAAUAACAUUAUGAUCCGGUUUGAACUGUGCAUAUUUGAUUUUCUCUGGUUUAAAGAUCAUUUUGCAGGUCAAGAAAGUUGCAGUUUGUUGUAGGUUGUAACAUUUAGUGCUCUUUAACCUACAUCUCUCCUUGUGCACGGUGAACCAUGGCCCAAUUCAAAAGGGAUAAAAAAUAUUUGUCUACCAAACAUGUAUAUAUUUCAAAAAUAAGGUCUCACAGUUGUCCACUGGAAGGGGCGGGACUUUGCUUCUCUAUAUAAUCAUAUUUGUAUUCAAUGACAUAAACAUGUACACUUGUUCUCCUUUUCUGUCCCAUGUUAAAAAAUGUAAAGUCCAGCAGUAAACUGUAACUGCUGGGAAGAAUCAUAACCAGUUACAAUACAUUUUUGAUCAUCUCUUUCGUGUACGGCUAUAGUUUUCAUACAUGCAGGACUCUCCAUUCAUGCAUUUACUCCAUUCAUCAACACAGUCUUAAAGGCAUACUAUGCAGGAAUUACUGCUCACUGUUUUUAAACGCAACAUUCAAACUUGUCCGCUCCUCCUCGGAUCAGUGAAAGUGAAAGCAAAUCCUAGAUCUAGUUUUGGGACAAGCUUUGUCCACUUGGUGUUUCUGAUAUUUUCAUAGCUGUGAAAUGUUACCAACACAACAAGAGAAGAGAAGAUGCAGGCAGCAGGCAGAGUCUCAUCACACACUUUUAGUGUUCGUGGGCCUUUUUGUUUCAGUCAUCUUUUAGGAAAAUCCUGCAUAGUAUAACUUUUAAAGUCUGCAUCAGCGUGGUCUUCAUUUUCCCAUUAAAUACACCUACUAGACCGUGUCUUUUGAAAAAGCCUGGUGAUGGUUUAUUUGUUUUAAUCACUACAGAAUUAGUUUUGGGUGCAACACAUGCCACAUGUAUAAAAGAAUACAGUCACUUGUAUUAUGAUUUUUCCAUAUUUGAUAUAAACAUUUACGAGACAAAGAAUCUGACAUAGUGACCGGACUGAAAUGUAUAAAUAAUAAUAGA
Molecule: messenger RNA, 6256 nt
Organism: Centropristis striata (black sea bass)
Lineage: Eukaryota; Metazoa; Chordata; Actinopteri; Perciformes; Serranidae
Gene: smc6
Product: structural maintenance of chromosomes 6
Exons: 28
Coding region: 173-3454 (1093 amino acids)
Biological process (GO): double-strand break repair via homologous recombination
Cellular component (GO): nucleus; site of double-strand break; Smc5-Smc6 complex
Molecular function (GO): damaged DNA binding; ATP hydrolysis activity; single-stranded DNA binding
Source: RefSeq, a predicted model, not a curated record